UGCGUGCGCGCACAUGCACGACGCCGCUGCUCCAAAAUUAUUUUCUAUACAGCGGUGGGGGCUCCGGAGAAUAUAAGGUGGCCAUAUUUGAUAGAUUUGUGUCGGGCUCUGCAAUGCAGACAGCGAGAGUUGUUGCGUGUGAUCUUGCAAGUGACAGUGACACCAGGCAGGUCUGUCGGAUUCGUGACUGAUCCGGACUUGGGAGAGAGAGGGAGUGUAGAAAGAGGAGGGGGGGCAGACAGAAAAGAAACAAACAAGUAACAAUGUAACUUACAUGCAGUCACACACCCCUUUUUCUUGUAACAAUGUGUACGUUUUUAAGGAGGGAGGGGGCGCGCAGAGGGAGAAAGAGAGACGCAGUGAGAUAGAGAAAGGAGGAGGGGGGUGCGUUCUGAAAUAAUAUAGUCAGCCAUUUUUUAUGUAAGGGGAUUUUUUCUUAUUGGGGGGGUUGUUAAAAAAUAAAUAUAAGAGGGCGGCCAUCUUUGUUGCUCUGCCUGGUGUAAAAUAUUCCAAAACGCCCCCCACUUUUUUCUGUGCCGAUUUGAAUAUUAAAUAAAUAUCACAUAUUCGGGCAAGAAUACGCUUUUUUUAAAACAAGGACGGAACCAAUGACAGGAAUAUAAUGUCCUCUCCUCUCCGGUCCUGUGAGGAAGACGAGGGCAUGGUGGUUAAUUCCGAGGGAGGAGAUUUUGAUGAAGAAGACGACGACGGAGACCUAGACGAGAACGCAAGCGACAUAAACUCGCCGGCGGCGCCUCGGGAAACUGCAACACCAGCCGCGCCAGACGACGAGGCAGAGAUCUCAGACAGAGAGGUCCCGUGCAGGAAGAAAGGCCGGCCGAAGAAGAGGAAGGACACAAAAAAGAAAGAGAAAGAGAAGCCUGUCAAAGCAAAAAAACGCAAAAAGAUUGACAGCGAUGUAGAGCGAAACUCAGAUAGAGAAAGAGACUACGGUGAGAACUCAGACAGUGUAGCCAGCGACUAUGGCUCUGGUGAGAAAAAGAAAAAGAAGAAACACAAAGAAAGGAAGGAGAAGAAAACCAAGAGGAAGAAAAAAGACGAUGGGGAUAGAGACAGCAGUCAAGAGGAAACAACAAAGCAACCAUUAGAGCAGAAAACCUCUGCCCAGCUGGCAAAGGAAUGGGGUCUAGAGGAUGUUGAUCAUACCUUCACAGAGGAGGACUACAGGGAACUCACCAACUAUAAAGCCUUCAGCCAGUUUAUGAGGCCGAUGAUAGCCAAGAAGAACCCUAAGAUCCCCAUGUCAAAGAUGAUGACCAUCCUGGGGGUCAAGUGGAGGGAGUUCAGUUCUAACAACCCUUUCAAAGGCAACGCUGCUGCUGUUGCAGCUGCCGCCGCCGCUGCCGCCAUCGCUGUUGCCGAGCAGGUCUCUGCAGCAACUGCCUCUCCUGAGCCACCACCGCCUCAGCCACCACCAAUCAGAAAGGCCAAGACGAAAGAAGGCAAAGGUCCAGGCUAUAAGAAACGCAGUAAAAGUCCUCGAGUUCCAGACAAGAAAAAGGCUUCGGCUGUAGCCAAAGCUAAAAAGAUGGCACCCAUUCGUAUUAAAUUAUCCCCUAUAGGUACCAAGAGGAAGAAAAGCUGCUCUAGCGAUGAAAUGGAUGAGGACGAGUCAGAGCAGGAGGACUCCAGUGUUCACAGCUCCUCGGUUCGGUCUGACAGCUCUGGCCGAGUAAAGAAGAACAAGCGGGGACGACCCGUCAAGAAGAAGAAGAAGAAAAUCCCAGGUGAGGAAGAUGGGGACGGCUAUGAGACCGAUCACCAAGACUAUUGCGAGGUAUGUCAGCAGGGCGGAGAGAUCAUCCUGUGUGACACAUGUCCUCGAGCGUAUCACCUUGUAUGCCUCGAGCCCGAGCUGGACAAGGCCCCCGAGGGCAAGUGGAGCUGCCCCCACUGUGAAAAAGAGGGAAUCCAAUGGGAAGCAAAAGAUGAAGACUUUGAGGAUUUUGAGGAGGACAGUGAGGACAGGGUGAUAUCAGAGGUCAGUGUCGGGGUCCCCACCGGUGGUGAGGAGGAAGACGACGACCACAUGGAGUUCUGUCGGGUGUGUAAGGAUGGAGGUGAACUGCUGUGUUGUGACACGUGUACGUCCUCCUACCACAUUCACUGUCUUAACCCGCCACUGCCUGAGAUCCCCAACGGAGAGUGGCUGUGUCCGCGAUGCACGUGUCCGCCAAUUAAGGGACGUGUGCAGAAGAUCCUCCACUGGCGAUGGGGUGAGCCUCCACCUCCUAUUCCUGUUCCACCUGCUCCUGACGCGCCACCUGAUGCCCCUCCACCACCACCCAUGAAAGGCAGAGCCGAGAGGGAGUUCUUUGUCAAGCUGACUGGGCAGUCGUACUGGCACUGCACCUGGAUCACAGAGCUUCAGCUGGAGAUCUUUCACUCGGUGAUGUACAGAAACUACCAGAGGAAGACAGACAUGGAUGAGCCCCCCAGUCUUGAUUACGGCUCAGGUGCAGAAGACGAGAAUGGAGUGGGAAAGAGUGAGAAGCGGAGGGCCAAAGACCCCCAGUAUGCUAUCCUUGAAGAAAAAUACUACAAAUAUGGCAUUAAGCCUGAGUGGAUGAUGAUUCACCGCAUCAUCAACCACAGUGUGGAUAAGAAGGGGGUGUACCACUACCUGGUCAAGUGGAGAGACCUGACCUAUGACCAGUGUACUUGGGAGAGAGACGACAUGGAUGUACCAGACUUUGCAAUAUACAAGGCCAGCUACUGGAGACACAGGGAUGCCAUAAUGAAAGAGGACCCAGACACACCACGGAAGAUGAGGAGCAAGAAUGAGGAGGAUGACGAAGAAGAAGAAGAUUCUGAGGCAUUACCAGCCACAGAUCCAACAAUAAAGUACGAAGAGCAGCCAGACUUUGUCACAUCGACGGGUGGAACGCUGCAUCUGUACCAGCUGGAGGGCCUCAACUGGCUCCGAUUUUCCUGGUCUCAGGGCACCGAUACCAUCCUGGCAGAUGAGAUGGGCCUGGGCAAAACAAUUCAGACCAUUGUCUUCCUUUAUUCCCUUUUCAAAGAAGGUCACACGAAAGGUCCAUUCCUGGUUAGCGCUCCCCUCUCCACCAUCAUCAACUGGGAGAGAGAGUUUGAGAUGUGGGCGCCCGACUUCUAUGUGGUGACGUACACAGGAGACAAAGACAGCCGAGCCAUCAUCAGAGAGAAUGAGUUCUCUUUCGAUGACAUGGCUGUCAAAGGAGGAAAGAAGACCUUCAAAUUGAGGAGAGAGGCUACGAUUAAAUUCCACGUGCUGCUGACCUCCUACGAGUUGGUGACAAUCGACCAGACAGCGCUCAAGUCAAUUGACUGGGCCUGUCUGGUGGUGGAUGAGGCUCACCGCUUAAAGAACAACCAGUCCAAGUUUUUCAGACGUCUAAAUGACUACAAGAUUGACUACAAGCUGCUGCUGACAGGAACUCCACUACAGAACAACCUAGAGGAGCUGUUUCAUCUGCUCAACUUCCUCACUCCCAACCGCUUCAAUAACCUGGAAGGCUUUCUGGAAGAGUUUGCUGACAUCUCAAAGGAGGAUCAGAUCAAGAAGCUUCAUGACCUGCUUGGGCCUCACAUGCUGCGGAGGCUGAAGGCUGACGUCUUCAAAAACAUGCCCGCCAAGACCGAGCUGAUUGUCAGAGUGGAGCUGAGCCCCAUGCAGAAGAAAUACUACAAGCUGAUUCUGACCAAGAACUUUGAGGCUCUGAACUCGAAAGGUGGAGGAAACCAGGUGUCUCUGCUCAACAUCAUGAUGGACCUAAAGAAGUGCUGCAACCACCCCUACCUCUUCCCUGUUGCCUCCAUGGAAGCCCAGAAAACACCCAGUGGUGCAUAUGAGGGGUCCUCGCUUACUAAGGCCUCUGGGAAACUGAUGCUAUUGCAGAAGAUGCUGAGGAAAUUGAAAGAGCAGGGCCACAGAGUACUGGUCUUCUCACAGAUGACUAAAAUGCUGGACUUACUGGAGGAUUUUCUGGACCACGAGGGCUACAAGUAUGAGAGAAUUGAUGGAGGCAUCACUGGAGCACUGAGACAAGAGGCCAUCGACCGUUUCAAUGCUCCUGGUGCUUGCCAGUUUUGCUUCUUACUCUCCACCAGAGCAGGAGGUUUAGGCAUCAAUCUGGCCACAGCAGAUACUGUCAUCAUCUUCGACUCUGACUGGAACCCUCACAACGACAUACAGGCAUUCAGUCGAGCUCACCGUAUCGGACAGGCCAACAAGGUGAUGAUCUACCGCUUUGUGACGCGAGCCAGUGUGGAGGAGCGGAUCACUCAAGUAGCCAAGAGGAAGAUGAUGCUGACCCACCUGGUGGUGCGGCCAGGUUUGGGAUCCAAAGCCGGCUCUAUGACCAAGCAGGAGUUGGAUGACAUCCUGAAGUUUGGGACAGAGGAGCUCUUCAAGGAUGAGGGAGAAGGAAUGAAGAACAGUUCAGGGGAUAAAGUCGAAGAUGAGGGCAACGUCAUCCAUUAUGACAGCACUGCCAUUGAAAGGCUGCUGGACCGAAGCCAAGAUGCUACAGAUGACUCAGAUGUCCAGAACAUGAAUGAGUACCUCAGCUCCUUUAAAGUGGCCCAGUACAUGGUCCGAGAGGAGGACAAGAUUGAGGAGAUCGAGCGAGAGAUCAUCAAGCAGGAGGAGAACGUGGACCCAGAUUAUUGGGAGAAGCUGUUGCGGCAUCACUAUGAGCAGCAACAAGAAGAUCUGGCAAGCAAACUGGGUAAAGGCAAGAGGAACCGCAAGCCUGUCAACUACAACGAUGCAGCACAGGAAGACCAAGAGUGGCAUGCUGACAUUUCAGAUAACCAGUCCGAGUAUUCUGUGGGCUCCGAGGAGGAGGAUGAAGACUUUGAUGAUCGGCCAGAAGGUCGAAGACAGUCACGUCGCCAGUUGAGGAACGAAAAGGACAAACCUCUUCCUCCUCUUCUGGCCCGAGUGGGAGGCAACCUUGAGGUUCUGGGCUUUAACACACGGCAGCGCAAAGCUUUCCUGAAUGCAGUGAUGCGAUGGGGGAUGCCGUCUCAGGAUGCUUUCUCCUCUCAGUGGCUUGUUAGAGACCUCAGGGGCAAAACUGAGAAAGAAUUCAAAGCUUACGUCUCUCUCUUUAUGCGUCACUUGUGCGAGCCUGUUGCUGAUGGAGCCGAGACAUUUGCUGACGGCGUCCCGAGGGAGGGUUUGUGUCGCCAGCCGGUUCUAACCCGUAUUGGUGUCAUGUCACUCCUCAAGAAAAAGGUCCAAGAGUUUGAGCACAUCAACGGGCGGUGGAGCCUUCCAGAACUAAAACCUGAGCUCAGUGUUGACAAAUCCUCCUCCAGGGCCUCCUCACCUGCUGUAAAGACUGCCACGCCCACCCCAGAUGCCAGCUAUAACAACACACCAUGCACCUCAAAGCCAGCAACCCCUGCUCCGUUAGAGAAGCUGGAAAAGAAUGGGAAAGAGGGAGAGAAGGACAAGGAGGAAGCUGAGGCCUUGCUGGAAAAAGAGAAGGCAAAGGAAAAGGAUGAAGGGAAAGAAGUGGAUGGCAACAAAACUGGAGACACUGAAGAGCGUUCCUCUGCGACAAAAGACACAUCACAAAGUGCAUCUCCUGGUCAAAAAGCUAAAGACAAAGAGGAGAGUGACGUGAAAGAGGAUGAGAGGAAAGAACCAAGCGAUGCUCCAGCUGCCACAACAGAGGAGACAAAAGUACAAGAGGAAAGUAAGGAGGAGACAAAACAUACGUCUAAGCCAGAUACAGAGGUCAAAAAAGAGAAAUCAGAAGGAGAGAAGGCUGUGGAGGAGAAGGAAAAAGAAAAGGGAGACGAAACAUGUAUAACAACUGAAGCAACCGAAGCCAAGGAUAAGGCCGAGGCAGCUGAUGUGAAGAAAGAAGAGCUCAAAGGUGAAAAGGAUACUGGAAAAGAAGUAAAACCAGCCAAGGAGGAGGCGCCCAAGGGUAACGGGAAGCCUCCGCCUGAGCGACCACGCUUCAUGUUCAACAUCGCAGAUGGUGGCUUCACAGAGCUGCACACCCUUUGGCAGAAUGAGGAGCGGGCUGCCAUCUCCUCGGGGAAGAUGAAUGAGAUCUGGCACCGUCGACAUGACUUCUGGCUGCUGGCGGGAAUCGUGAUACAUGGCUAUGCACGAUGGCAGGACAUCCAGAACGAUCCUCAGUUUGCCAUCGUCAAUGAGCCUUUCAAGUCGCAGGCGAAUAAAGGCAACUUUUUAGAGAUGAAGAACAAGUUUCUGGCUCGACGCUUUAAGCUGUUGGAGCAAGCACUUGUGAUAGAGGAGCAGCUGCGACGGGCAGCUUACCUAAACAUGACCCAGGACCCGAGCCACCCGGCCAUGGCUCUGAAUGCACGCUUUGCGGAGGUGGAGUGCCUGGCGGAGUCACACCAGCACCUCAGCAAGGAGUCACUGGCAGGCAACAAGCCUGCAAACGCUGUCUUACACAAAGUAUUGAACCAGCUGGAGGAGCUACUGAGUGACAUGAAGGCUGAUGUGACUCGGCUACCGGCCACACUGUCCAGAGUCCCACCCAUCGCCGCCCGCCUGCAAAUGUCUGAGAGGAGCAUCCUCAGCCGACUGGCCAGCAAGGGCACCGAGACGCACACCCCUCCGCCCAUACCUCCAGGACCCUAUGCUACCCCUCAGAACUACGGAGCCCCCUUCACCCCUGCACCCCCCAGCGCCCUACACAUGGGAGGGGCCAACUACAGUCAGAUGCCUCCUGGAUCCUUCAUAUCAGAAGCCGCCGCCGCUGCUGCUGGGGCCACCGGGGGAGCUGCUGGUGGAGCUGCCGGGGGGCCAGCCGCCGCUGGGGUUUGCCAGAAGACCAAGGAGCACGAUGUGGUGCAGCGGCAGCGAGUGGUGGACCUUUGGAAAGACGGCAAGUCGGAGGGAGCCAUUGGGCUGGAGUUGAGGAUGCCCAAGUCCACAGUGCACAGCAUCAUCGUCAAGUACCGGCUCAGCAACACUGUGGAGAACCUGCCGCGUAACGGGCGACCAAAGAAACCCUGAAGGAAGCAGGGAGAAAAAAAAAAAAUACUGGAAUGUAUCUAAAAAAAAGAAAAAAGAACAGAAAAAAACUAAAACCUGAAGGCAUGAGAAGGAGCUCGAAAGCGGACUGAAGAACGAAGCACUUUGACACCGGUGGAAUGCGAGGACUAUAAAGGGAAAGGAAAAGCUCAUGAGAUGGGAGGAAAAAAAGGAAAAAGCUGCAGAGGACACAAAAUGAAAUGAAAAGCAGUGGCGGCUCUUUGACCCACGAAUGAAAACAAGCAAUCAACUGCAGAGAGCGGAUCCAAAAUGAAAAAGGGAGAGGUGAAAAGGUGCUGCUGAAAAAACAAAGCCUAAAAACUGAACUGGCCCACGAGAAGAGGGACAAAGAUGGCAUGUUAAUGCAAUCACAGGUUUUUAUUUUAGAAAUUCAGGUAUGUAGGUUUAAUGGGAGAAAAAUGCAGGAUUUUUAUUUUAUUUUUUGAAAACCUCCUCAUACAGAUUUCUUGAGAAUUCUUUUUCUGUUUCUUCCUCUGAGCCAAAAAAAAUUCCCCAUGGAUCAAUUCUUCUUUCGCCGACUGACUGAGAAAGCCUGUCUGACCUGAACUCCCUCAUUCCUCCACAGUCCUCCUCUCCUCCGUCUCUCUUUCACACACAUACAUGUACAUACACACACACUUUGGACCUCACACACAACCUGAAAACCUGCAAAUAGCCUUGUUUAUGUGCAGAGAACAGACAGAUGAAAUCCAAACUUAAAACAGAAAAGGACAGACCCAGAUCAUCUUGCAGAAAAAAAGAGAGAGAAGAGAGUUUUCUGAAAUUUAAAACACUUCUCUCAUAAACUGUCUUGCCCUAGCAUUCCUGAGUCCAACCAAGUAUAGGAGCAAAAUCCACAGGUCUAAAAAACACUGAGACGCUGUCUUUAUCCAACAGUUAGUAGCAACAUUGCUGUAACUAAUCUAAUGGACUUCCAUUGUUAAUGUACUGUAUAACAAGGGGUAAAAUAUUCCUUACUAUUGCACCUUUUUUGAGUGGGAUGGUCACUUAAAGGGGAAUAUCACUCUACAUUUCCUGUUUUAAUCUUCCUUGCAACAAUAAGUAUUAUUUACGAGCAGCUCUUCCUCAAAGAUAAAAACUGUAAUCCGUCAUUAAAAGAAAAAGGGAGAGUCGCUUUGAAGCUUAAAGGGACGUUUUUGUUCCUCGAGCUUCUUUUAUUGUGACAGCGUGAUGGAUUCCACACUGGAAAACGUCCCCCGACCCCUCAGAAAAUAAAACACUCUGGACUGUGUCAUCGUUUUUCCAGCUUGGUGUGUCUGUGCGUGCGUGCAGUAAAGCUGUACAUCAGUGUGAUAUCCUCGAGCGGAGAGGCAGGAUGAACCCUCUUGAGGCGUUUCAGCGUGGAACAAAAAUAAAUUUUCAGUUAUACUGUCCAAAAUAGUACAGGAACCAAAACUGAGUGAUAUUUCCCUUUAGGUUUGAAGGUAGUGGUGUGGCCUGCAAUGAGGGUAUGCUGUGUGUUUCUGUCUGUGUGUGUGGUAUAUGUGGUUUAUGUAUGGCAGUCCUGGUAUUUUUUAUCGAUACUAGUUGUUGUUUACACUUCGACAUUGGUGCCAAUAUGAUACCUGAGAUUCAUUUCCAAUUCCCAAAUCUUUUAGAUAACUUAAAGGGAACAUAAAAAUCAUUUGUACCAAACACUUUUCUAUUUAAUAAAACAAGCUAACCUCAUCAUGUGCAUCAGAUUUAAUAGUCAAGAAAAGGAAAAAAGAAGCAUUAAUGCUUCUCUUAGUAUGUUUAUUAAUAUUUAGAGAUGAUAAAAUUAUAAGGCAUUGCUCAUUGUGACAAACCAACAGCAAAUUCCUACCUGACUGCAACACCUGUCACACAAAAGUAGCAGUUUAACGUUGUUUAGCUUAUUGUCUUGAAUGUUUGACGUUCUGUGGUUCAGUGUCACCUACGUCAGUUUUGUCAAUCCUGUUAUAUUGUUAGAUCAGCCACUAGAAAAUAUGGUGGAGCACCAAACACAGCUGAAAGAAAAGGUGACAAAAAAAUAAAAAAAAAAACUAAACUGCUGUCUGCUGGACCUGUAAAGAAGGAAGCAAGCAUGGCAGGCAUAUUGGCUUUAUUGGGGGAUUAACUCUUAAGUAUAGCAUUAUCCUGAUUAAGAUUUUUUUUGUACUGGAUACCAAUCUGAGUAAUUUGAUAUUAAGUAUGGGCUGAUACUGUGUCUCAGUCCAAUAUUAGUAUUUUGUAUGACACACAGCUGCAAACUACAUAAUUAGGAGUUAGAAAAAAUAAAACAUGAAAGUUCAUGCAAAAUAAAAUAUCUUUAGAGAAAGCGUGUAGCAAUUCUACAGUGCAGCAUGAAUUUUCAGUUAGUUUAAAAUAAAUAAAUAAAUUUAUUUAUGUAGAGAAUCCUUCAUAUAGUGAAAAUGGCUUGGGAGUGCAUGCUUGUGUAAAAUAGUCUGAUUGACAAAGAGCUGGUCACUGAGCACUGAGCUAGCUGUCACAAACUAACCUACACUGUAUCAAAGUGUUACCAGAUUGUGUGUGUUAUAGAUCAGUGAUUCCCAACCCUGGUCCUCAAGGCACACUAGCCUGCAGGUCUUAGACGUGUCACUGCUACGACACACUCGAUUCAAAUUCAUGGCUCAUUAGCAGACUUGUGCAGAGCUUGUCAGAGAACCAUUCAAUUUGAAUCAGAUGUGCUGCAACAGAGACAUCUAAGACCUGCAGGAUAGUGAGCCAGGGUUGGGAACCACUGUUACAGACAAACAAAACCUUGAUGAAAAAUUUAUAAAUAUACCCAGUGGCCAUGGCUAUAUUAAGAGAAAAAUAAAGAUAGAAAUGAUUAUUUUAAUACCAUUUUCUUCUCUAGAAGCUAAAAACAGCUGAGUCACACAAGUUGAACACAUACAAAGCUACAAGUUUAGGCUACAAAACGUAAAAAGGUCAACAUUUAAACUUUGACCUGAGGCAGGGACAGGGAUUUGAACUUAUAUCUUGGCAUUUAUAACCCUCAAACCUAUAUAGUAUCAUCAAAAGUUAAAUAAAUAUCCUUUUUAUCUUUUUAAAAAUGUUUUGUUGCCAUUAAUUGUUAUAACUUCAUUCUUGAAACUAUGCAUAGAAAACAUUAACAUUUAUGGAAACAUGGCUAAAGUAACCCACAAGUGUUCAGAAAUGCUCAAAUAAAUUAAUUGUAAAUCUUGCAAAGCAUUUAUUUUUACAUAAUUAUUGUACAUGAUAUUUUCUGGAAUCUCACAUUUCUCAUUUAUUACAUUUUAAAAGUACUAAUACAUGCUUAAGUGCUUAAACAUGAACAUAAAAUUCACACAACACUUUGCACAGACCACAUUGUAUAAUAUUAAAAUCCUUAAAGAAGCACUACUGUAUAGGCACAUUUUCUUAAUAAGGUGCCCCCUAACAACGGCUAAUUUUGCAUCCAUUUAGCAGCCUUCUUAUACUCUGAGCUCUCUGCCGUCAGUAAAAGUCAGUCCGAUGCUGACACUUUUCCCUUUUUUCCUUUGGAUAAAACGGCUAUAUAAGUACAGGCCAUUUACCAUUUAUUUCCCAUCAUUUGCUCUGUCCUUUCUGUCCUUCUUUUCCUCUCUUCCUCUAAUAAUGUCCUCUUGUAUUUCUUAGAGUCAGAAGCAGAUAUUUUUAUGGUCAGAAAAUUGGUGCUAUGUUAAGAUAAGAUUUUCUUCCUCUAUCUUUCUUACUUUCUCUGUCGAUUGCAAAAUUCCUGCAAGUUUUCCGAUUUAUUUAUUUUAGUUUUUUUACAUUCGGACAGAUUCUUCCUUCCUGAAAGCAAAUCUCUGCUUUUUACAUUUCUGAAAAGUUGAAAACAAAAGGUUGUACUUCAUAAAAUGUUUUGGCGCAGAUGCAGUCAUGCAAAGCUUUUCAUUUAGCAAACACUCCUUUAAAAGGCUGCAUUUUUGGCCAAGAUGGCAACAUUCACUUCUAUCAGAUAGUAGUCAGGAUCUACAAAAGAGACACAGACCCACAUAUUGGCCAAAAAAAGUCUUUUUUAUAGACCUUUCUGGACUUGAGAUCCUCCAUCAAGUGUAGUUUAGCAUUUCAGGCAUCAAGAGAUAAAAUAAAAUGCUCAGAAGUUUAAGAGUUUCUGAGAGAUGUGUCUUUUUGUGAAAUGUUGGGUUUCUUUUUUUACUGUAGAUAUCACUGCCAAGUUAAUCUGGGAUAAGAAAACUUGUAUCUGUCAAACAACGUCUUCUGCUACGGUAAAGCAACAGGCAAAUAAGUGGAAAAUGGAGAGUAUGAAGAAGGGAUGGUAGGAGGAGCUUGGAUGGACAGAAAUGGCAGCAGAAAGAAUUUCAUGAUGUCCAGUCCAGCAAAGGGAGUCAGUUAUCUGGUGUAUUUCUAAGGCUAAUCAUCAUCAUUGCUUCCUCGCCAUGUGACUUUUGAUUGCCUUUACUUUAUGUGAGAAAAACAGUGUGUUGUGUCUGUCUUUAUAAUUUCUAUCUACUUCAGAACCAGCCAAACUGACUGAAUAGCCAUUUCUGAAAAAGAAAAGACUACUAUAAAUAGAAUGAAGAAGUUUCUACUUAUUGCUUCAACCUUUUUAUGCACAUUACUUAUA
Molecule: messenger RNA, 11591 nt
Organism: Melanotaenia boesemani (Boeseman's rainbowfish)
Lineage: Eukaryota; Metazoa; Chordata; Actinopteri; Atheriniformes; Melanotaeniidae
Gene: chd3
Product: chromodomain helicase DNA binding protein 3
Exons: 40
Coding region: 623-7015 (2130 amino acids)
Biological process (GO): chromatin remodeling; negative regulation of transcription by RNA polymerase II
Cellular component (GO): NuRD complex; nucleus; chromatin
Molecular function (GO): DNA binding; ATP-dependent chromatin remodeler activity; ATP hydrolysis activity
Source: RefSeq, a predicted model, not a curated record